AUGUGUAAGUAUAUAUAUUCACAAUUAUCUGUCUUGGCCUCUUCAUUAUCGAUCUACCUACCUCGGUCUGUUCAUCUAUCUAUCUAUCUAUCUAUCUAUCUAUCUAUCUAUCUAUCUAUCUAUGUAUCGAUCAGCCUAGAUGUGUCCAUGAUUGUUUGUCUGUAUGCCUGCCAAAUUAUCUUCUUUUGUACGUUCUUAUCCACCUAUUUUAUCUGUUUUGCUGUCGGUCUGUCUACGAAUGUUCUUAGCGAUUUAUUAAUCUAUUUCUUUGUUUCUAUCUCAGUCCGUUUCUAUCUAUCUGGCCAUUUCUGUAUCUAUCUAUCUAUCUAUCUAUCUAUCUAUGUCCAUUAUCUAUCUAUCUAUCUAUCUAUCUAUCUAUCUAUCUAUCUCAGCUGGUGCAAUCUUGCAGAAAGGCAUCAAUCUAUCUCAGCCUCUUCAUCUAUCUAUCUAUCUAUAUCUAUCUAUCUAUCUAUCUAUCUCAGUCUGUUCAUUAUCUAUCUAUCUGUGGAUCCUACCACAACACUAUCUAUCUAUCUAUCUAUCUAUCUAUCUAUCUAUCUAUCUAUCUAUCUAUCUAUGUCCAUUAUCUGUCUGUCUAUCUAUCUAUCUAUCUAUCUAUCUAUCUAUCUCAGUCUGUUCAUUAUCUAUCUAUCUAUCUAUCUAUCUCAGCUGAUGCAAUCUCUUGCAGAAAGGCAUCUAUCUCAGCCUCUUCAGCUAUCUAUCUAUCUAUCUAUCUAUCUAUCUCAGUCUGUUCAUUAUCUAUCUAUCUAUCUCUGUCCAUUAUCUGUCUGUCUAUCUAUCUAUCUCAGUCUGUUCAUUAUCUCUCUAUCUGUCUGUCUAUCUAUCUAUCUAUCUAUGCUCAAUUCAUAUUUGUUCCAUUUUGCUUAUGUCCGCAUUCAAUUUUCCAUCCUCUCUCCUCUCUCUCUCUCUCUCUCUCUCUGCAGCUGA
Messenger RNA from Acanthosepion pharaonis, 948 nucleotides. The record is from the annotation of a GenBank genome assembly. NCBI's taxonomy places the organism in Eukaryota, Metazoa, Mollusca, Cephalopoda, Sepiida, Sepiidae.